Molecule: messenger RNA, 1149 nt
Organism: Rhizopus microsporus ATCC 52813
Lineage: Eukaryota; Fungi; Mucoromycota; Mucoromycetes; Mucorales; Rhizopodaceae
Product: actin depolymerizing protein
Exons: 6
Molecular function (GO): actin filament binding
Source: RefSeq, a predicted model, not a curated record
AUAGAUUUAGCAGAUACUAAUUUGACCAAUUUUGGGUCAGAACUUGAACGACAGCACCGCAAAGAGGAGGGUGAGCUUGAAACAGCAUGGAACUAUGAAGGGUCACCUAUUGGACACGAGAGUGGCAUGUGGAUAUGGAGAGUACAAAACUUUGGCCUUGUGUCAGUACCUGAAAAUCAAUAUGGCAAAUUCUACCAAGGCGACAGUUAUAUUGUCUUGAAGUCUAUUAAAAAAGAAAACUCAGAUGGUCUUGUACACCACAUUCAUUUUUGGCUUGGAUUAGAAACAACUCAAGAUGAAGCAGGAACAGCUGCUUACAAGACAGUCGAAUUAGAUGAUUUCCUUGACUCGUUAGCUUGUCAACAUCGAGAAAUUCAACGUAAAGAGUCAAGUUUAUUCCAGAGUUACUUUAAACGCAUCACGUAUCUUCAAGGAGGAUUUGCAAGUGGAUUCAAUCAUGUCGAGGAAGAGGAAUUCCAAACGCGUUUAUUACAAGUACAUAGGCCCAAGAGUUUGGAGGGCAGUCGUAGAAAUAAUGCAGUGAUCAUUUCGGAAUGCCCAUUGAGUUAUGAAAGCCUUUGGUCAGGUGCUGUUUAUGUGCUUGACACAGGCAAUGUGGUUUAUCAAUGGCAAGGAAACAAAGCCAAUGGUAUUGAGCGAGCAAAGGCAGCUGAAUUUAUUUCUCAGUUGAUUUCUGAACGAGAUGGAAAAGGAGAGAUGGUGAUUGUUGAACAAGACUCAGGUAGCCAUUCCAGAGAGUUCUUUGAAGCACUUGGUUCGGAAGGACCUAUUCGAGAUGAAGAAGAGGAAGAAGAACAAGAACAAGUUGUACCACAAAAGAGAUUAUUUAAACUAUCAAGUUCUGGAUCAUUUGGUUUUGGCCAAUUGAAGUUUGAAUUAGUCGCAGAAGACAAUAUUAGUAAAGACAUGUUUGAGAGCGAGCAUGUCUUUAUAUUUGACGUUGGUCAUCAAGUCUAUACAUGGAUUGGCAAACAAGCGAGUCGUAAGGAACGUCGCCAUGGGUUACAAUAUGCACAAGACUAUGUUAAAUCAACAAAUCGUUCAUCAUUUACUCCUAUUUGUCAAAUUGUCGAAGGAGGUGAAGAUGAAUUAUUUGAAGCUAAUUUAGAAGGUUGGCAAGGAUGGUAA